GGGGCACACAACCUCUGACUGCCACCCAGAGCUGCUGUGGCCACUGCCUCUCUCUGCAGGAGCAGCUCCUCACAAAGCCUGAACGAUGUGUAACCGAUUUGUGGGAACCUGGAAACUCAUCUCCAGCGAAAACUUUGAUGACUAUAUGAAAGAAUUGGGAGUGGGCUUAGCUGCCCGGAAACUAGGCGGCCUGGCAAGGCCUGAUGUGAUCAUCAGUAUGAAAGGGGACAUAGUGACCAUCAGAACUGAAAGCACCUUCAAAAACACAGCCAUCUCGUUCAAACUGGGCCAGCAGUUUGAUGAAACAACAGCAGAUGACCGGAAAGUCAAGAGUGUUGUAACCUUGGAGAAAGGGUCAUUGGUGCAAGUGCAGAAGUGGAAUGGCAAAGAGACCACGAUAAAGAGAAGACUUGUUGACGGGAAGAUGGUGGUGGAAUAUGCCAUGAAAGGGGUUGUCUGCACCAGAGUUUAUGAAAGAGUGUGAAGAUGUUCCCUCUCUGCACCGGACCAGAAUUGGCUCUAAAACCUCAGCUUAGUUCAGUGACCAAAGCCUCAUGCACUGUGCUUCUUUAUUUUAUUUUAUUUUAUUUCCUUUUAUCAGGAAAAUGACUACACCAUAAUUUGGUAUUUCAGAGCCAUAGUGUAACUAAUCCAAAAUGUUGUGGUGAUCCAAUAAAAGCUUCUCAACACAGAAAA
Messenger RNA from Melospiza melodia melodia, 696 nucleotides. Its product is annotated as myelin P2 protein-like. Bases 86 to 484 code for a protein of 132 amino acids. The record is from RefSeq and is a predicted model, not a curated record. Gene Ontology annotation, cellular component: myelin sheath; nucleus; cytosol. Gene Ontology annotation, molecular function: fatty acid binding. Gene Ontology annotation, biological process: membrane organization; fatty acid transport. The transcript has 4 exons. NCBI's taxonomy places the organism in Eukaryota, Metazoa, Chordata, Aves, Passeriformes, Passerellidae.